AUGGCCGUCAGGUCGCCGCUAUCUGUCCUACCCUAUCGCGACGCUGCAAGCGCGGCCUACUACUCUCCACGCUCGGCCCCUAUGUCUAUCGAUGGCGUUUCCUUCGAGGGCACUGAGAGUUCCCACUCCUCGCCUAAUCUGAUAAACCGAGACAUCUUAUCAGGGGCCUCGGCCCCCAAUGAGGACAAAACAACUGGAGGUAGCCCUGCAAAACCAAUACGUGGAUCGCAAACAUCCCCUCAGCCUGAGCUCACAGUCCAAACCGGGUAUACAAAUCACGGCCUCAGCACAAGAUCGGAUGAGGACGAACCCCCACAAUCAGUGAUACAUGCUCCACCUGGGUUCGGAGACUUUGCAUCAAUGCAACCGACGCUCGAAGGUCCCGAUGAGUCGCAAUCAUCAUCCGGCUCAGAUGAACAGAAUGUUUUAAUAAGUGGCAACAGUCCAAUCUCACCCCCUCCGUUGACAACUACCGUCGACCCAACAAUCGAUUGCUCUGAGCGAGCAACACCCCGUGCACAGACGAGACAUGAGUUUGAUGAAUUUGACCGACGUACUCGUUCAAGCAGUUUAGAAGAUAUCCCCGAAGGUACAAAGACAAUGAUAACUUUCAUACUACUUCGGACGACGCAAGGUACUGACUUCGCUGCAGGACUAACCAGCAAAGAGGCCGAAAUCAAUGCUCUGAGAGAUGCUCUCGCUGAAUGUUGGACACUAUGUAAUACACUGGCUAAUCUCAGUUAUAUCCAUCGCGAACGCCUCUUGAAAUCCUACAGUGAUGAUAUGCAGGAGGAUGCCUGGAGGUCAUGUUGGAGACUUUGCCAGAAACUCUAUGACACACGAGACGACGACUAUGCAUCCCAAAUUCAUCCUACUCUGGAUCUCUGUCGAGAUUUCUGCCAAGCAUUAUUUGAAGCCCGAACCCGGGACGCUGAUGUCUCUGACUCAGUCUUACGAGUCAGCUUUGAACUGAAUAAUCACCUGUACAACACCCACGAUCGAAAUCUCCCAGAUGCUUUCCGUGAGAGAACUUUGGAUUUCUAUAUUACAUUAUGCCAUCGACUUAUGAAGCAACGGAUCCGUAUGACGGAAACUGACUCUUUGCUGAGUGCUUGCUGGACAUUAGCUGAGAUGCUGUUUAGCAUUCGCCAAAGCAAGAGAGAAGAUAAGCCACUGGAUGAAGAGCUGCUGGGGUCAGCGGUCCAGGCGUGCUGGGAGCUUUGCGACAUCUUCCGCGAGGGUUGGACAUUGCACAACUUGCGCAAUUCUGAUCGGGGGACCCCACGGCCAAGCCAGACUACUUUCUCACAGGCAUUCCAUCAAGCGUCUCAACAGUCGGAGAUUGAUUUUGGGGAUGACCCACUUAGCCAACUCGGCAACCCUGAAACCCCGACGACCAUCUUUGAGGAUGCAACCAUCUCCCCCGACGAGGCACCGAUCCCCAAUAUUCUCGUUCUAGGAUACGGUAAUACUCACGACCCCCACACCAAGUGGUCAUCUAAUGCAUCGAGUAUCUCGGAAAAGUCACGGUCAUCGGGACAUACGGCUUCCUCGGUCAACACUGUGACCACCGUCUCAGAGGACCCCAACCUCACGCGGUUGAAGAUUCUAAUCACCAGAGCUGCUAUCGACAGUGGAUAUCAGCGAGGCAGUACCCAGAAUCUGUCCUCAUUCGUGAAAUCGCUUCCCUCUGAUGCCUUUGGCUCUGCAGCCUGGCAAACCUCGUUGCUGAAAAACUAUAGAAAGGUCGUGUCAUUUGACCCGGCAUUCCGAAACGUCGGCAUACAGGCUCGGGCAGGUGCCAUCGAUGUCGCGCAUGCUUGUCAGGCGAUGCUGCAAGGUGGCCAGUACUCCUGGCUUCGCGACCUCUACCGUUUUGUCUUCGGUUUCCAUCUAGAAGAAUCGAUGGGUCGCAAAGGCGUGACUAUCCAAACGUAG
This is a messenger RNA of Penicillium arizonense, 1938 nucleotides long. RefSeq lists its product as uncharacterized. The transcript has 6 exons. The coding region runs from base 1 to 1938 and encodes 645 amino acids. The record is from RefSeq and is a predicted model, not a curated record. Lineage: Eukaryota; Fungi; Ascomycota; Eurotiomycetes; Eurotiales; Aspergillaceae.